CCCCCGGCCCCCCCCAGCUCCAUCCUCCGCCACCGCCGGAGCAGCUGCGGGGCCGCCGCCGCCUUUGCAGGCUGAGUCAUCACUAGAGAGUGGGAAGGGCAGCGGCGGCGGCAGCAGCAGCAGCAGCAGAAGAAGAAGAAGAAGAAGAGGAAGAAGAAGAGGAAGAAGAAGAAGAAGAAAAAGAAGAAAAGAAUCCAAUCCCUAAAACUGAUCCUGCAAAGCACCAUUUCUCCAAGUUGGGGGCUCAGAGGGGAGCCAUCAUGAGCGAUGUUACCAUUGUGAAAGAAGGUUGGGUUCAGAAGAGGGGAGAAUAUAUAAAAAAUUGGAGGCCAAGAUACUUCCUUUUGAAGACAGACGGCUCAUUCAUAGGCUAUAAGGAGAAACCUCAAGAUGUGGACUUACCCUAUCCCCUCAACAACUUCUCAGUGGCAAAAUGUCAGUUAAUGAAAACAGAACGACCAAAGCCAAAUACAUUUAUUAUCAGAUGUCUUCAGUGGACCACUGUUAUAGAGAGAACAUUUCAUGUAGAUACACCAGAGGAAAGAGAAGAAUGGACAGAGGCUAUCCAAGCUGUAGCUGACCGACUACAGAGGCAAGAAGAGGAGAGGAUGAAUUGUAGUCCAACCUCACAGAUUGAUAAUAUAGGAGAGGAAGAGAUGGAUGCGUCUACAACCCAUCAUAAAAGAAAGACUAUGAAUGAUUUUGACUAUUUGAAACUACUAGGUAAAGGCACUUUUGGGAAGGUUAUUUUGGUUCGAGAGAAGGCAAGUGGAAAAUACUAUGCUAUGAAGAUUCUGAAGAAAGAAGUCAUUAUUGCAAAGGAUGAAGUGGCACACACUCUUACUGAAAGCAGAGUACUAAAGAACACCAGACAUCCAUUUUUAACAUCAUUGAAAUAUUCCUUCCAGACAAAAGACCGUUUGUGUUUUGUGAUGGAAUAUGUUAAUGGAGGAGAGCUGUUUUUCCAUUUGUCGAGAGAGCGGGUGUUCUCUGAGGACCGCACACGUUUCUAUGGUGCAGAAAUUGUCUCUGCUUUGGACUAUCUACAUUCUGGAAAGAUUGUGUACCGUGAUCUCAAGUUGGAGAAUUUGAUGCUAGACAAGGAUGGACAUAUAAAAAUCACGGAUUUCGGACUUUGCAAAGAAGGGAUCACAGAUGCAGCUACCAUGAAGACAUUCUGUGGCACACCAGAAUAUCUGGCACCAGAGGUAUUAGAAGACAAUGACUAUGGCCGAGCUGUUGACUGGUGGGGCCUCGGUGUGGUCAUGUAUGAAAUGAUGUGUGGGAGAUUGCCUUUCUACAACCAGGAUCAUGAGAAACUCUUUGAAUUAAUACUAAUGGAAGACAUUAAAUUCCCCCGAACACUCUCUUCAGAUGCAAAAUCAUUGCUUUCAGGGCUCUUGAUAAAGGAUCCAAAUAAGCGCCUUGGUGGAGGCCCAGAUGAUGCAAAAGAAAUCAUGAGGCAUAGUUUUUUUUCUGGAGUAAACUGGCAAGAUGUAUAUGACAAAAAGCUUGUACCUCCUUUUAAGCCUCAAGUAACAUCUGAAACAGACACCAGAUAUUUUGAUGAAGAAUUUACAGCUCAGACUAUUACAAUAACACCACCUGAAAAGUAUGACGACGACGGCAUGGACUGCAUGGACAGCGAGCGGCGGCCACACUUCCCUCAGUUCUCGUACUCUGCAAGCGGACGGGAAUAGUUCCUUCCAGUCUGUCUCUACACUGUCAUCUUAGACUUUGCCACUGAGAAUGACUCCUGGACAUCUCCAACAGUCCUUGCUCUUACAGUUAGCAGGGGAACCUUCCGACAUCCCUGACCAGCCAAGGGUCUUCACCCUCACCACCUCUCACCCACAUGAAACCAUAUACACAGACACUCCAGUUUUGUUUUUGCAUGAAAUUGUAUCUCAGUCUAAGGUCUCAUUCUGUUGCUGCUAUUGUCUUACUAUUAUAGCAACUUUCAGAAGUAAUUUUACAAUCUUUGGGAGUCAUGAGCCCAUCGUUCAUUUGUGCAUCAAAUGCCAUCUUAUUUUGGUUUUCCCUAGCAGUGAAGGCUAAAUGAGAUACACUGAUUCUAGGUACAUUUUUAACUUUCUAGGAGAUAAAUCAAGAACUAAUUAGACUAAGAAGAUUUAGUUUAUAUUUCUGAACAAGCAAUUGUUGAAGGGUGGUGGUGUGUGAUUGUAAGAGUUUAGUAGCGCCUGUCUGACCAGCACAUGAAGUGUGUAUCACUGACAUCAGGCUGGAAAUCCUUAGGAAACAUUGAGGGGACUGGAGGGCCAAUGAGAUACACGUGGUUUUUUGUUUUAAUUUAAAUUCCUGCUGGCUAUAGUGGAGGAAGCCCAGUGCCACCCAUGGACACCCAGAUUCCAAGGGCAAAUGGACAUUGUCCAACCAAGUACUGAAGGUGCAGAGUCACCUCGACAGUCUUAGGAUUUACUUUGUACCAGAGAGUAUUUUCCCCUGGGCUUGGCAACCUUUUCCCCUUCUUGAUGUUUAUCACCUCUGAUGGCUGAAGAAUGUAGACAGUAUAAUGAUCCUGCUGUCGCCAAAAUCUAUACACCAAGGCGAACAGGUGUUUGCCUUACCAGUUUUGAAGUUUUUACUUUCACUUAUAGGUAAAUUAGCUUUUUCUCAGAUGUUAAAACUUUGAAUGUCCUUCAUGGUUUUGUUUAUAUUACAGUAGUAUUUAUUUUUUAGUGAUAAGAAUUGUGUUGUCAUGUUAGUGAGCGCAGCUCCGAUUCACAGGUCAUUGCCUGCGGUUUCUUUUGACCCAUGUGCAAGGAAUGUACACACCGUUAGAAUCAUGCACUUUCCUCCUAUGUGAAAACGAAUGGUAAGGCUCUGGGAUGUAUGUGUUGGUUAGAAUCUGGUUAGAAUCUUUGGGAGAAGAGAUGCUGUAAUUUAACCCCUUGGAGCUGAAAUGAGAAAAUCCCCAACUACCCAGUGCCAAGGGGUUGGUGGAGCAAAUGCAUGUUGGUGGUUGCUCACUUGCGUGGAUGUGAAGGGAUAGCUUGGCAUAAAGUGAUGGAGAAAGCUGAGACCCAAAUGACGAUAAGAAAUGAACUCUACUCGGCAAAAUGAACACAUCACAAAUAUUCACACAGUAGGAAGUAAAGAAUAAGAAGCUGGUGUGUUUAUUCUUAUCAAGGUACAUUCAUUACUGAAUCAAGCCAUCAGGGAAUACAACAAAACAAAACACCUCUAGCUUUUAUUUUUCUGUACAUACUCAUGUCUCCCAACCCAAGCAUUUCUCAUUGAGAGGGGACAUGUAUGCAAACCUCAUCUUUCUCCUUCAUUCAUGAUGAUCUUCAGAUUAAACCCUUUGGUGCUAGGAGCUGACGCUUUCCAAAGCAGACUAUGAAGUCCAAGGAUCAAAGCCUAUCUUGCAGCAAGCAAGAGGGCAACUGCUGCUCCAAGGAGUGGUCAUGGAAAUGUGUUCUAGUUACUAACUGACAGCUCCCAAGUAGGAGUCAUGGUCUCAUGCAGAUGUCUUGGCCUCUAGGCUCAGACUUAGGGAAGCAGAGCCGCUGCUGGCAGUGGCUGGCCGCUGGGACUGCUGGGACUGCUGGGGUGUAAAGGGCAUUUUACUAAGGCAGCUAAGACAGACUCAGAAUAGACUUUGUCCUAAUUUUUCAUGUCUCUACCUGGGUGCGUUUACCCUUAGUAGGAAGUAGGAAGUCAGGCAGAUGUGCAUUCUUACAUCUGCAGUCUUCUUUUAUCCUACAUAGAUGUUGAAUGUCUCACAUUGACAAGAAAGUACAUUAGAUGGUAUGUCCUUUCAGUUACUGUGCAUCCAUUCUGUAAGAAAGAAGUAGGAGAGGAAGAAAAGCAAGCUGAGCCUGGCUGAUGUUUAGAGCAUUUAUUCCCUCAGAGGGAGCAGACACUGUACACUAAGCACACAGCUUCUUUUGUUUUGUCUCUCCUCCCAAGUCUUAAGGUAAUUUCCUGACCUUGGCCAAGGAUACUUUGUGAAGAUUAAUGAGGGGGCAUUGACAGUGUCUCAGGCUGGCCACUCCUCACACCUGGUCCUUGGUCCCCAGCCAUUCAAAGGGUUACUCAUCCCAUCCCUGCCUCCCUGAGUGUCACAGCAGGUGUGUUCUUAGCUUUGAUCUCAAGAAUUCUUUCCUUUCACCCUCCACCAGAUGUCAGUGAAAAGGCAGAAGUAGAACAGGAUGUGGGGAGGCGACUCUAAAAUCUUAGGUUGCCUAGUCCUACAGCUUAGGACUUCCAGCAGUUGAAAUGGCCUGAAACCUGGCAUCAUGUCCAGAUGCAGCUCCUACCAACUCCACCUUGACCUCUUGUCACCAUGCAGGGCUGUCUGGGAGGAAAGUGGCCACUUCUGCUCAGACUGUGGCAGCAUCCUCCCAGCUUUGCUCUGGACACUAAUGACCUAGAUUAUUCCAGUAGUGUUUCCAUUUCCCACCUGACCUCCAGCUUCCCAGAGCUGACUUCUUGCAGGGCCAUAUGCUUCUUUUUCCCUCACUACCUGCAGGGCCUCCACCACACCUCAGUGUGCACACUUUGCUGCUACCGUCUGUACUGUCUACAUCACAGUUCCCUUAGCUUGCUCCUGGUAGUGCAUUACAGGCAAGCAUGAAAUGUAAAGUAUUUAUUUAAAUAAAAAAGAAACCUCUGAAUUGGUCAUCGAGUCACCUCCCUGUAGAUUUGUAGUCUGUGACAUAUUUUGACUUUCUAGUUCUUGUACUAGAUCAAUACAAGAUCUGGUCAUCUGGUUAAGGGUUUGAAGCAGACACAGCUAUGAACCCGGAUGCUGUCAAGGCUGGCCACACUACAGAUGUUUGUGUCCUUACGUUUAUAACCCCAGGGUGUGAAAUAACUACCAAGAACCUGAUUUUGUACACUGUACACCCUUAGUAUCUCACACUCUUUGAUAGGGACACACAUUACUUCCUUCGUACAGACAGCUUAAAUAAAGCCCUAUGUCAAUCUGCUACUUCUCUGUUUGUUGUUGUUGGAUAUGGCUUUGUAAUAUCAGAAAACUAAAUUUCCUUCUUUUCUGGAAAAAAUGAUUAUAGCCCCAGCUGUUAUUAACCAACCCUGUAUGAAGGUGUGACAGGAAAUGAGGUAAAUUCCUCUGACAUAAAACACAUACGGGGUGUGUUUACUCGACCAGAAUGCCAAUAGCAUGCUUACACCAACUGAUAAAGGGCUAGGGGUAGUCACUGGCCACCAGCACAAGAUUUGAAGGCACAUCUAUUAGGAUGCCAGAGAAAGAGUAGCUUGCAGACCUUAAAGGUCUUAAUAAGAAAUGGUGUGGGCCCAGAAUUCUCAAGGAAUGCAGCUUCUCACUAAUGUCUUCCUGAUAACCUGCUGCCCCACACACUUCCUGGCAAGUGUGUCUUUAACCCUUCAUGUCAGUUUGACUUGACUUAGACAUGAGUAGUUGAUGGCUGGAAUGUCUAGAUUACAUUGUUUUGGAUGGGGUGUCUUUCUGAUUUUUACCUCAUAAGCUACAAUUGUAGAACUUGGCUUUGCUGUUGUGAGUUCAACAGAGAGAGGAAUGACUUUUGGGACCAGUCAGUCAGGCAUGCAUGUGUAUUUCUCACAGCCUAAUUUGGGGACAUUCUUACAUGUGCUGUUCUCAAAAUCAGCUGGGGUUGGCAGAUCCACGAGGCUGAAAUAAAGUGACCUCUACAACUCUUUAAAGGUGCUAUUUUUAGAAUAUUGUAUCAUUUAUUCUUGGUAUCCAUAAACUAGAAUUGAGGACAGUUAAAGUAUGUGACAGCUUCAUGUCUAACACGUUUGAUGAAACCAGAAACUUCGGACUCAGAAGUUCUGCUGUUUUAGGCUUGCACCUUUGACCUGCCCCAGAGAUGAGGAUGGCCCAUGCACCGUCAUGCUGCCACCACCUCCAUGGCCUAAGCUGCAUGUUUGUGCGGGGCAGGCUGAGCAUGUGGACACUAGGCCUCAGCUGAGAGCCCUGGGCUGCUGGCAGGGAGAGGUGAGGUCUCACAUGCAGGCUUGCCCUUAGUGCUUCAUCCCUUCCUCACCCGCCAUGACCAUCUCAGCAGCAUCCAGGCUUUAUUUCUGUCUGUCGGCUUUUGUUUUUUGGUUUUUUGUUUUGUUUUGUUUUUGUUUGUUUUGUGGUGCUGGGGAAGGAACCCAGGGCCUCACAUAUGCUAGGCAAGUGCUCUGCCACCGAGCUACACCCCAGACCUUCCAGUGUCCAUUUGUAGUCCUUUGAAGCAUUUGAGGGCUUGACUGUAUAGUAGAAAUACUAUUUUAGAUUAAGAAUAUGAUCUGUGUACAGAUAUUUGAUAUACUGUUAAGUAAAUUUUCUAAUUUCACAUACAUUUGUUUUUAGGCUCCUCUCAAAUACUGCUAUUGAAGACAAAAAUCUGACACCAUCGAGCCAAAGAUGCCUUUUUUGGGGGAGGGGGGGAGGGGCUUGCUUUGUGUUGUUGAGAGAACGGGAAGAAUAAUGCAGAGUGCUUCCGGAGUGCACACAGUUCAGUGGGGAAUAGAGGAUGCUGACUAAAGGCAGACGUGGUCAGAGGGAAGCAGCGGUGACCAGCAGGAGAGGUGGGCUUCAGGACACUGUGGCUGACUUCAAACAUGUGCCUUUUGGUGUGUUUUGUCAUUGCUACAAAAUGAAAAGGAAACAGAACAACUCAAGUCUUUAGAAAGGUUAUUUUAUUAACCCUGUGCAUUUGGAGACAACGUGAAUCAGUGACUUGAAGCUGUUCUGAGCGCAGGCUCCCAACUAGCCCUAGCGGGUCGCUGCUGAAGCACUCCCUGUCUGCAGCACAGGGGCAGCCCCCGGCAGUCCCCGGUGGUGUCUCCCUGGGGAGGUUUCGGUGCACUGUCGCACAUUAAGUACAAAUCAGAUGAAUGUAAAUAUCUCUUUGUAAAUCAUUUAUUUCACUCUGUUUCAUCCAGGUCAGCAAUCAGAUUGUGGCAUGCUGGGUAACUGGAAAAAAAAAAUGAUAAUAAAAAGUAAGUUUAAAUA
Messenger RNA from Arvicanthis niloticus (Nile rat), 6973 nucleotides. It is a transcript of the gene Akt3, whose product is annotated as AKT serine/threonine kinase 3. The record is from RefSeq and is a predicted model, not a curated record. NCBI's taxonomy places the organism in Eukaryota, Metazoa, Chordata, Mammalia, Rodentia, Muridae. Gene Ontology annotation, molecular function: ATP binding; protein serine/threonine kinase activity. Gene Ontology annotation, biological process: protein phosphorylation.